AUGGCUUCGGCUGAAACUGAUAUUCGAUCAUCCUUCGGUCAUGGCGUAACGAAAAGAAAACCAGGUAUUAUCCCGCUGUUCCUUUUCUUCGUUGCGACAUUUGUGCUUACGUUUCUUUCUGUGCUUCAAGGUGCGGCUUGCGUGCACUGUCAUCGUCGAAAAGUAAGGUGUGAUGCACAGGCUGUGGGAUUUCCUUGCUCCAACUGUCGUUCGUCUGGAAAAUCUGAUUGCCGCAUACACGAGAAGAAGAAACGCCCUGCAGUCCGCUCAGUCUUGAACCCAGUCCCCAUCCGUAGUCGGCCGUCUCCUGUGGCACUUGCAUCCUCGCGCUCCCAGGGACCCUCCUCAGAAUUUGGAUUGUCAAAGUCGCCCAAUGAUCUGCACACCACGCCACGUAAGGAUGUCGUUCAUGGAGUCAAGCGGUCUCCAGAAACGAGCGGUGGUACCGAUGCCCUGCGUGCACAAGGACUGGGUCUCCAGAACCGUCCCGCUCAACCACACGAGGAUCGACGAGAGAUGGAGAACCGUCUAGUCACCCUAAUUGACGAUCAAGAACCCGACUCUCGUGAAAUCCAGCGCGGUGUUCGUGCGAUUUAUGUUGGCCACGAUGUCUCUAAUAUGUCCUUUCUUCUCCGUCAGCAACGAGGCGACGAAGGGUCAUACCACUUCGCUGGCAACGAGAUUCCACGACGCCGUCUCGAAAUCGGCCACGAUCAGUUAUUGCAGGACGCCUUGACUCUACCAGAACAGUAUUUAGCCGAUGAGCUUGUCAACGCCUACUUUAUCCACGUCAAUCCAGGUUAUCCGGUCGUCGAUGAAGAGCAAUUUAUGACUCAGUACCGCAAUCGAGACCCUUCCGACCCGCCGCCGAUCUUGCUCCUUCAAGCAAUUCUAUUGAUUGGUGUCCAUGUCUCCCGUGAAAAGCCAGAAAGAGAGGAGCUCAAGAAUGUACUGUAUCGCCGGUGCAAGUGGCUCUUUGACAAUAGAAUCGAACGAAAUCGAGACAUACUCGUUCAGGCGGCGUUGCUGUUGACAUGGCACUCCGACGCAAUCGACGACGAUGUUUCUGCAAAUGCUCACUAUUGGGUCGGAGUAGCAGCUCGAAUAGCUACAGGUCUCGGAAUGCAUCGCGAUCCUGUGUCGAAUAAAUUUGCUGCUGGCGACCGCCGUAUGUGGCGACGUGUCUGGUGGAUUCUUGUUCAAUACGACGUGUUAAUAUCGCUAUCCUACGGCCGGCCUCAAGCAAUGCUCGGAUCUGCUGACGUCGUAUCUUCUAGUAACUUGGAGGAUAGCGAUGUACGUCCUUUGACGACGGCAGAUUUCAUCGGCUGUGGUCCACGCGUACAAGCGGACUUUGUAAUACACUUUGCUGAGCUUUGUUCGAUGAUUUCAUACAUAAUUCGCGAACGAUUUGGCCUGAGGGUUAGCGUGGAACGCCGGAAAGCUAUACUACCUGAGGCCGACAAAGCAUUGGCGAACUGGUCGCUGAGUUUGCCGGACUCACUACGACUCCGCGCCUCGAUGGACUCAUGGUCCGCAAUGCUCCACCUCACUUAUAAUAAUUUCCUAAUACUCCUUCAUCGACCUCACCCUAAGGCAUCUGCUUAUUCCGAAGAUUAUGGUCCGCACGACGCUGAAAUCUGCAGCGCAGCGGCCAGCGUCAUCACUUCUAUCUUCGACGAAUUACGGCAAAAGAACGACAUCAAAUAUCUUUGGUGCUCUGGCGUGUUCACACUCUUUACGGCAAUGAUUCAGGUGCGAGUUGAAUUGCGAUUUUCAAAUCCUGUACUAGCGAUCAAUGCUCUACGGCGGUUUGAUUCUACGCUCUAUUCGCUACGCUGCUUGGCCGACUACUGGUCGAGUGCUGAAACGAUUCUUCGCCUUUUCGAAAAUUCAAAAAGGCUGCAGCAGGAUCUCCGCCUUGUGCACGAAGAGGUGCCAGGGCUGAACAACAACCCGGCUGUUGAAAUGACCUCUGGCCCUACAGGCGUUUCUGUUGGGGUGCCAGUCAAUUCACCGCCACACGUCCUGGGUGCUACUGGAAUUAUGGACGAAUCAGCGAAGGCUUCAAGCGAUCUGCAUCCUCGCAGUAGCAACCCGGUUCGACAAAUUGAGGAAUUCCGGUAUGGCGGAAACCUUAUCGACGAAACAAACACCACACCGACUGCUCAGCAAGGGGAUAACCUGGAACCGCCGCGUGAAUACCUGGAUUGGAAACAAUUGUUCCCAUUUGCUGGGCUAGAACAGCCCAUGCCUAUGGCUAUAGGAGGAUGGCCCGACAUAGAGGACGAAUGGCGACAACUAUACUGGGAGCCGCAGAUGUCAGAUCUGUUGCAGGAGAGUGUUUGGCUGCAAUGA
Talaromyces atroroseus is the source of this 2358-nucleotide messenger RNA. RefSeq names its product Acetamidase regulatory protein. Gene Ontology annotation, molecular function: zinc ion binding; DNA binding; DNA-binding transcription factor activity, RNA polymerase II-specific. The transcript is spliced from 2 exons. Bases 1 to 2358 code for a protein of 785 amino acids. NCBI's taxonomy places the organism in Eukaryota, Fungi, Ascomycota, Eurotiomycetes, Eurotiales, Trichocomaceae. The record is from RefSeq and is a predicted model, not a curated record. Gene Ontology annotation, biological process: regulation of DNA-templated transcription; DNA-templated transcription.